GUUGAUAUGCGUUCCAACCCCCAUGUAAUGACGCAACACCGGUUCAUCUGAGGUAAAAAACAAGCCAUGACAUGCGCAGAAAUGUUUCUAAAGUGAAAGUAAAAGUAUUUGUAGAUAUGUCCUCUGCCCGUACGAAAGUCCGCUGACAAAAGCUCGAAUUUUCACGAUUAUUUUAUGAUGCUAUGGUGUUCAAGUUUUUAUUAAGAUGGACAUUCUUUACUGUAUUUUGAUGUCCUUCCUGAUAAUCGCCGAUGGGUUUGUUGUGAAAGGUCCCACUGGUCCUCUGGUGGUUCCUCUGGGAGGUUCAGUGGUUUUGCCCUGUUAUGUAGAUACAGCUUUACCAAUGGAGCAUCUGGAGGUGGAAUGGAGAAGAUCAGACACAGACACUCCGGUUCAUCUGUAUCAAGAUGGCGGCAGUAGACCAGAGGUCCAGCAGCAGGAUUAUCAUGAUAGAGCUCAUUUCUUUACUGACCAGAUUCAACAUGGAAAUUUCUCCCUCCUGUUGAGCAAUGUGAGACCUGAAGAUAAAGGAUUUUACACGUGUAAAGUGUUCGGUGAGCUGGAUUCUGGUGAAACUGUGGUUGAAAUAAAAGAUAUUGAGCGUUUGAUACUAUCAGGAUCGAGUCGUUCCAUAUCUGUGUAUGCGGGUGAUGACGUCACUCUGAACUGCUCUGUGGACUCUCACAUCACACCUGAAGAGAUUGAAGAAGUUUCAUGGAAGAAACUAGAUAAAAAUGAAGAUGGAGACUUCCUGGUCCUGCUCUACCAAAACAACCAGACUUUACUAGAAUCAUCAGAUGAGCAAUACAUGGACAGAGUUGAGUUCUUCACUGAUCAAAUCCCCAAAGGAAACUUCUCUCUCAGACUGAAGAGUGUCAGAACUGAAGAUAAAGGAGUUUACAUGUGUCAAGUGUUUGCUGGAGAUGUUUCAGCCAACACGACUGUAGUACUGGAACUUGGUUUCUCUGAUUUACACAUAAUGGUGCUGAUUCUCUGUAUUGCUGCAUCUGGAUCUGCACUUCUGCUGUGCUGUCUGAUCUACUGUAAAUCAAAAAAGACAGAAACCAGCAGAACAGUGUGGACUCUUCAGGUUUCUCUUGCCUUUUGUCCAAACAUCUGUAUGUUCUUGGCUUUCAUUGUCUGGGGUGCCACUGAGGGAUUUCUGAAUGAGACCGUCCCAUGCUGUGCUCUUUAUAUUCUGAGGCCUGUGAUGUUGUUGUGGGCUUUGCCCUUUAUAAAUUAUCUUCAAGACGAUAUUAAAUCAUGGAUUAGGUUUUCACGUAUAGGAAGAGAAUUUGCUGUUUUAACAAUCGUCGUUUAUUCAGUUCUCUUUGCAUAUGCCUGGAAGAAGAGUGCACCUUAUAAAACAGUUGUGUCUCGCGUAUUUUCUGGAUCAUUUGAGGGAAUUAUAUUACUUUUGUGUCUCUUUAUCUUCAGUGGAGGUUUUGGAAGCAAAGCAAAAAAAAUGCUACAUUACAGUUUGCUAUGUUUGGCACCUGUGCAAUCGUAUUUUAUGAUAUCUUCAUUUGGAACUUCCAGCGAGGCUCAUCAUAUAGCUCUUAUAGUUGUUGCAGUGGUUCAAAAUCUACCUCUCUGGUUUUUACAGCGUCUUCAUGCAAGACGUAGCGUUCACACCAGAAGAUGGAUGUUUGCAGUAGUUCUUCUGGAUGUCGGUUUGGCAUUAUUUGUUCAUCUAAUCAUUUUGGAAAAGGAGGAAGGUUUCUUUGGAUGGACAUGUGUCAUUUUAUUUCUCCAUGUUCUAAGGAUGAUGGCAUUCUUUGACAGUGUGUUUGUGGCUGAACAUGCAGGAGAACAGACACAACAGACUGAAAUGGGCCAACAAGGAACAAAUCUGUUGUCUCUCUGUAAUGUAUUCAUGUACAUGUUUGGAGCAGUUGGUGUCAUUUUGUUGAACUCAGUUGCUCUGACAGCAGAACUGGAACAGAAAUCAAAACAUGGCGAGCGCGCAUUGGAGGAUCUGCGAUUCAUUGUUUUUCCAUCUGAAUGUGUUUUUGUCUUAUAUUGGUUUCUGUUCACUUUCUGGAAACCUAGAAAACCUGAAUCUGUAAACAAUGGAGGGAAUGUACGUCAAAGACACAGACGUAACCAUCCGAACGCAGCAGAGAUUCAUGAACUGCAGAAUCUGUCUUCACUGAUUCACAGAAAUAAUGAGAGAAACUGAUUGAUCUGAUCACAUGAUGAAUCUCUCGGCAGUUCCCCUUGAAAAACAAGAUGAGAGUCAAGAUUCAUUUUGCAUUUGUAAAGCAGAAUGUGUGGUGAAAUGAAGUUACUGUUUCUUAUAAUGUUUUAUUGAUGUUUGUGUCAUUUCAUAAGAUAACCUUGUGAACUUUUUAUUCAUUUAUAUUUCUGUACGUGUGGUUUGUUAUGACAGUUGAAUCUGCUCAUCUACAGUAUGGUAUUUAUUUGUGUGUUUAUCAGUUCACAGUAUUGUCCGACAAAGUCCAAAAGCAUUUCGCUACACUGAAACUAAGAAAAAUGACUUCAAAGUAUUAUUUUACAAAUGUGUAUUAUAAAAUAGUCUCAUAAUGUUUUCUCUAAAGCUCAGUACAGUUGAGUCAGAUUUAUCUGUUACACUGUUGGACAGAUCAAAAGAAACUUGAUUUCAGCCAUAACUUAAAGUGUAAACUCUUUUAAACAUGUUGACAGAUGUGCCAAUCUUUGUAUUUUAAGAUGUUUUAUUAUUUUUAUAAUAUUCUGUCAUUAUGGUAUUAGGAUGUCAUGCAAAAAAUAAUACUCAUGAAGUCUUCACCAUUAUUCCUAAAAUCUUUCCUGUGUAAAAUAAAACAUAUUUUUCUAA
Messenger RNA from Xyrauchen texanus (razorback sucker), 2818 nucleotides. RefSeq lists its product as uncharacterized. The record is from RefSeq and is a predicted model, not a curated record. Gene Ontology annotation, biological process: negative regulation of T cell proliferation; T cell costimulation; positive regulation of T cell proliferation. The transcript is spliced from 18 exons. Lineage: Eukaryota; Metazoa; Chordata; Actinopteri; Cypriniformes; Catostomidae. The coding region runs from base 206 to 2182 and encodes 658 amino acids. Gene Ontology annotation, cellular component: external side of plasma membrane.